AGUAAACAAGGCCCGAAGUAAAGACCUGGCCGCACUUGGGCCAUCUAAUUCGCAACACGCCGGCCACACCACCGCGCAUCGACAACGCCGAUGGCCGUUUUGGUUCCUUCUGUCCUCGCGAUGGCCACUGGAGACUCCGACAACUCGCCGAGCGUCUUUCUACCCCGACUCGUAAACGGCGCCUCGCGGCUGGCCGUCUCCAAGCCUUCCUGGGUCGUCCGAACGGCGUCUAAUGUCCGAAGAGAGAAAAUGAAGAAGCCAGAUCCACCCUGCGUCGUCUGUGCUGGAAGUGGAAGAAUUGAUUGCCACAAUUGCCAAGGAAGAGGUCUCCACUCUUCCUGCAUAAACUCUGCAUAUUUGCCAGAUCCAAAUAUCGAUCUGUACUGCCUGCAUAAACUCUACAGGAGAACAAAUUGCCUGGAACUGGCCAUGCUUCCCAAGGGUGAAUGGCCAAGAUGGUGCAAGGUUUGCAGUGGGAGUGGACUUGACUACUGUAACCGAUGUCUCGGAACAGGAGAGUACCGUGAUAUAAUGGGGUUUCAUCUUAGGAAGACGAAGCCUCCUCAAAGAUUAGGCAACCCAAUGGACGACCAUGGAACUGCUAGGGGCGUUCAUUCGACAGGAGAUGGUAGUUGAUAAUGGAGGAAAUCAAAUGGCAGUAGACCAAAAACAUCAAUAACAAUUCAUAAUGCAAGAAUAGAAAUAGAAAUAGAAAUAGUUCUUUUAUCUAUGAAAGUGUUGGUGUGAAAUUGUAUGCAACUUGGUAAAAAAAUAAAAAGUUUUUGUACAAUAACAUGUAAAUUCAAUAUUUGUUUUUUUUUAAUGCUAA
Molecule: messenger RNA, 829 nt
Organism: Zingiber officinale
Lineage: Eukaryota; Viridiplantae; Streptophyta; Magnoliopsida; Zingiberales; Zingiberaceae
Exons: 4
Coding region: 91-636 (181 amino acids)
Source: RefSeq, a predicted model, not a curated record